Protobothrops mucrosquamatus (brown spotted pit viper) is the source of this 1092-nucleotide messenger RNA. It is a transcript of the gene SDHB, whose product is annotated as succinate dehydrogenase complex iron sulfur subunit B. Gene Ontology annotation, molecular function: 2 iron, 2 sulfur cluster binding; electron transfer activity. The coding region runs from base 1 to 957 and encodes 318 amino acids. The record is from RefSeq and is a predicted model, not a curated record. Gene Ontology annotation, biological process: tricarboxylic acid cycle; aerobic respiration; respiratory electron transport chain. Gene Ontology annotation, cellular component: mitochondrial membrane. The transcript is spliced from 8 exons. NCBI's taxonomy places the organism in Eukaryota, Metazoa, Chordata, Lepidosauria, Squamata, Viperidae.
AUGGCGCUGAUCGGGACGGCGGCGGGCUGGGGGGCGGCGAGGGGAAGGGGCGGCGCGGCGCUGCUUCAGUCCUCAGUGAGGAGCCCGCCUCUCCGCCUCUCGGUUCGGGCCGGGGAAGGCGGGCACUGGCUUCCUCUCGCCUCGUUGCCCCGCUUGCAGAUCCGCCGCAGAGCUCACGCCGGGGCGGCAGCAGCAGCAGCAGCAGCGCCGACCCCGGAGACGUCUCCCUGCCUCAAGAGGUUCGCCGUUUACCGCUGGAGCCCGGAUAACCUCGGGGAGAAGCCCCGCAUGCAGACGUACGAGCUGGACCUCAAGAAAUGUGGCCCGAUGGUUCUGGAUGCCCUGAUCAAGAUCAAGAAUGAAAUGGAUUCCACCCUGACUUUCCGCAGGUCCUGCAGAGAAGGCAUUUGUGGCUCGUGCGCCAUGAACAUCAACGGAGCAAACACUCUGGCUUGUACCAAGAGGAUCGACACCAACCUCAACAAGGUCACCAAGAUCUAUCCUCUCCCUCACAUGUAUGUGGUGAAAGACCUCGUGCCUGACCUGAGCAACUUCUACGCCCAAUACAAAGCUAUCCAGCCUUAUCUGAAGAAGAAGGACGAAUCAAACCAGGGAAAAGAGUAUUUACAGUCCAUAGAAGAUCGGGAUAAGCUGGACGGGCUGUACGAGUGCAUCCUUUGCGCCUGCUGCAGCACCAGUUGUCCCAGUUACUGGUGGAACGGGGACAAGUACCUCGGCCCAGCCGUGCUCAUGCAGGCCUACCGCUGGAUGAUCGACUCCCGGGACGAUUACACGGAGGAGCGCUUGGCCCAGCUGCAGGACCCCUUCUCCCUCUACCGCUGCCACACCAUCAUGAAUUGCACCCAGACCUGCCCCAAGGGCCUGAAUCCCGGGAAAGCAAUCGCAGAAAUCAAGAAGAUGAUGGCCACGUACAAAGAGAAGGUGGCCCACGCUUAGCGGCUUCCUUGUGUGCAGUCAGCCUGCCUUCCUGCUGGAGGGCCUUUAACUUAUAACUGGUUUUUCAGUGGGGUCAUAGACUCCGCCUUGCUUGCAUGGACAUGUACAGUGAAACCUGUAAAGACAAAUAAAUAU